CAAGAACAAGGACGAAAAAUUGAAAAGUUACAAGCUGAGUAGUACGUAAAGGUAGUAGUAGUACCAUGAUCACAGAAAUCUAUGUCUACUUGGCACUUGUUCAUCUAAAAACUAUAAUUUCUUCUGGAAGAAUUAUAUUACAAACAAGCUCGUCCCGACGCACUGAAAAAUCUUCACCAUGACGGGCGGCUCUUCUGAGCAACUCGGGGACCCCUUAAACGGGUGGAACCAAGUGGCGAAUUCGAGUUCCGGCACCUUCUCGAAUAACUCGACUUCCACCGAUUCCACCAACGCCAGAAACCCUAACCCUCAUACCAAUAGGUGCGGGGACUACAGCUAUUUUUCCUCGUCAACGGCAGCUGGGGCUGGUGGAAACGGAGGGUCAAGUAGAGGGUAUGGAGGUGGUCAUGCUGGAGGACAACAUGGUCAUCGACAGGAAGGGUAUGGCGGGCGGGAUGGAACCUCGUCAAGGGUACUGUUUUUGUUUAUCCUACUAACUUGCUUUGAAAAUAAUGUUCAAAAAUAUGAUUCUACUUAUAUCAGGAAUUAAUUACCUUAACCUCCGUUAAUUAUUUUUAUUUGUUUUUGAUGUGAAGUACAUGGAUGUGUUGAUCUUUUCCAACUUUUCGUUCAGGAUCAGCGAGGACAGUCUUUUGCUGGGUCCAACAAAGGAAAUAGCAACAACAGACAGCAAGGAAGUGGCAAAAAAGGGAAAGGUGGCAAGGCGCAAAGGUAUCUAUAAUUCUAGAAUAAUUUACUAGGAUGGAUGUACUAGGAUGGACUUGGACGGAUCGGAUGGACCCCCCUAAAUCUUCCGAUCCUCCUUGAAAUGGUGGGAAGUCCAUCCGAUCCAUCAGAUUCCGAUCCAUCCGAUCGAUCCCAUCCUGGACCUGCCACCCCUAUAAAUUAUUACACUCCUCGCCUUUCUAGUGUUUAUCUUUUACUGUGUGCUUCGAGGACGAUGAGGAACAAAUUCUGCUUGUUGAGGCAACAAAAAUUUUCGACACGCAGAGGAUCUGAAGAAUUGUUCGGUCAUGGUAUGAGAAAAAUCAAAAUCCUAUCAGGAGCAGCCCAAGUCGAGGGAGCAGCGGAAGCUUUGGCGCACGGCGCGCAGCACCAGGCUAUAAUUCUUCGGUGAACAAGAAAGGUUCCUCGAGACAAAGCGAAUCUCAGGAGCAGAGGAACAACCACGGCUAUAACAACAACUCUUCAUCAGUGUCAGAUUCUGAUUACAACAAUCAACUACAGCCAAAUCAUUCCUCCGGUUCUGGUAGAGGACAGCAUUCUCAAUCUGCGUCUUCAUCUGGAUCUGGUGGUCCUCAAUGCCAAAAUCAACAACAAAGCAGCAAUCAUGGUGGGUCCUAUAUUAAGGGUUUCCAAAUUGCAUUCCUCACUACCAUCCCCGACUCUUGUUUUCCUAGUAGAAAAGAGGCCAGGGAUGUUCUGAAGAAUGUAAGUAAUUCCGCAACCUCUAACUAUAGUUAUUACAACAAUAGCAACAGUGCUUCGAGUAGUGCAGCAGGUUCUGGCAGCAAUAGUCUAAAUCACCAGCAGCAGUACAGUCAAUACAGUCAACAUGGUGCCAGUAGCUCCGGUGGUGGCGGAGGCCAAUACAGCUCCAAUGAGCAGAUGCAAGCGCAACAACACCAACAACAACAGAUAAUGCAAGGGAAUCAACAACACUCUCAGUCUCACCACACGCAGCAGCAGCAGCAGCAUCAACAGCACCAGCAGGGGUCUCCGCAACAACAACAGCAACAGGCGUCGUACCAUCAACAGGGAAGUGGAGGCACUCAAAUGCAGGAGCAGCAGCAAAACACGCAACAUCAGACGAUGCAGCAAGAGCAGCUGGCUGCCCAACAGAGUGCAUAUCUGCAUCAGCAACAUCAGAUGCAUCAGCAGAUGCACCAGCACCAACAUCUUCACCAGCAAAACCAUAAUAUGCACCAGCAACAGCAGCAUCACCAGAAUAACAUGCAUCAACAACAGCAGCACAACGCGUACCACCAACAGCAACAGCAUCAUAACAUGCAGCAUAACAUGCACCAACAGCAUAACUACAUGCAUCAGCAGCAGCACCAACAUCACAACGCGAUGCAGCAGUCACACCAGCAGCAGCAUCAGAUGUCUCAGCAGCAUCAGCAACAGCAUCACAACAUGCAGCAAUUCGGGUCACAACAUGAUCAACACCAUCUUCAAGGACAACAUGAAGGCCUUUCAAUGCAGCAACACCCGUACAGAGACCAAGUAGAAUACACCAACUCUAUGGGGACUUCGUCAAGUGGGUCCUCGAGUGGUCAACACCUUCAACAGAAUGGAAGUUUCGAACAUCAAGGUCAGGGUUCGUGUGGAGGGAGUCUAGUUAAGGCUACGCUCCUAUGUAUGUAUGUAUGUAUGUCAAGUGUCAACAACAUGGACAUUUCCACAGGAUAAAUAUUUUUCUCUGUUUUCUUCUUGGAAAGCAGAGAAAAUGACCCUAAGAGAUUAUGAUUUUUGUUUAAAACACUCUAAUCUUGGAGGAGGCGGUUCGUACAACAGUAUGCCACAACAGCACAUAACUUCCAGCACUUCUGCUGCAGCGUGUGGCGGUGGAGGAGGAGGCAUGCAAGGUGAUCAUAAUUAAGGGUAGGUUAAAGGUGCUUUUCUUACCGCUUUUUAUGCCUCUCCUAAGGGAGAAAGGCAUAACAAGCGGGGUAAGCGAGCACCAAAAACCUACCUCUAACAUAAUAUUAGUAUGGCGGGAAAUACUAGUCAUCUGAACAACAUCAACAUGAUGCAUGUGCAUCACCACGACCAACCUGGAAACGUGGAUCACCAACACCAAUACAACAACAGCGGACCUCUGCCGAGGACGGCUUCUUAUGAGAAGGAAUCGUAAUUCUAAUCGUAAUGUUUUGCAUGUUUGCAUGGCAGUUCCCCCCGGCAAUGUGGGCAUCUCGUGUAUGUCCCACAUGUCAUCAUGAGAACAAGGAAAGGGUACCCCCCCUCCCGAUGUGCACUACAGAUUUACGGAGGACCCAAAAAUGUUGUGGGCCUGGGCUCCAAUGAACGGGGUUGUUGGUGAACUGCAACGUGCUACAUUCAUUAAUUCAUUCAUAAUUCGAAUUGUAAUCUUCAGCUGCAGAAACGUAACAUAGACAUAGAGUAAAUUUUUAGAUAGUUGUCCGUAGUACUUUUUUUCUUUGCCACCUGACACCUUCGUUCAUCAUCAUCAUCAUCAUCAUCACUAGUCUUUAAUACAUAGUGGUCUACUCUCCUCACUUAGUAAGGAUCCCUAAUCAUUCCUCGAUCCCUUUUUUUCUUAGCCUCAAGAUUCUACUUGAUGGACGGGUAGACAUGUCCUCGUGAUGUCAGCAUAAUUGUUUCUCCCUUUAUUAAAUUAGUAGUAGAUAAGUUCUUAGGCAGCUCGUCUGGGAAAUCUUAGGCAGCUCGCCGAAUAGAUUCAAAUCAUCAGAUAAGUUCUUGCCUGACCUUUCUUAGUUUCUUUUUUCGGUUUUUGUUUUUUCUAGUUACUAGGUAUGCUCCACCAAGAACUUCAUUAAAUUCCCUACAACUACUUUCAUCUGCUACCCCCAGCAGCCGAGGACGGAGGCUACGGCUCAGGAAUGAACGGCAAAAGCAUGAACUAUCAUGUGCAGUUGGAGAAAGCUGUGAGGACGAAGAGGGUUGAGGAUGCAUGGCGAAUUUUGGAGGAGAUGCAGAUGGAUAACAUUGUACAAGUUAGAGUUACAGUGAUGCAGAUGAAGAACAUUGUACAAGUUAGAGUUACAGUGAUUUUCAUUUUGGUAGGAGUAGAUGUAGAAGUGGUAGUCCACCUAGUUGUAAAGCUAAUUAAUAUAGAUAUCCUACGUGGUUUUAUUGUUAGGAGAUCAUAUGUUUUCUUGUUGAACAUCAAAAGAACCUGAUGAUAUAUGUUUUCUUGUUGAACAUCAAAAGAACCUGAUGAAACACAGAUCUGCGAUAAGUUUGCGAUUUCGCGCAUAUUGAUGAAGACCGUGAAUCACUACAACGAGCCUAAACUACUUGCCAGGGGGAUUCACGUAGUGGAGCGAUUCGUGCAACAGCAACCAGCGG
Amoebophrya sp. A25 is the source of this 4074-nucleotide messenger RNA. NCBI's taxonomy places the organism in Eukaryota, Dinophyceae, Syndiniales, Amoebophryaceae. The record is from the annotation of a GenBank genome assembly.